This is a messenger RNA of Staurois parvus, 1223 nucleotides long. NCBI's taxonomy places the organism in Eukaryota, Metazoa, Chordata, Amphibia, Anura, Ranidae. The record is from the annotation of a GenBank genome assembly.
AUGCAGGCAGCUCAAGCCAUUCAAGCAGUGUACCAGGCACAGCCAGCAGUUCAGGCUCAAGCAGCCCUUCAAGCAGCUGUCCAGUCACAGGCUGCGCUGCAGUCUACACCAGCUCUACAGACUCCAACAGCCCUGGUGUCAAAUACACUUUCAAAAGCAGAACCUCAGACACAGUUCACUGUCCAGCCAGCAAGCUUUACCUUCAACCCAGCCAUAAUUAGUGCUGCAACUCUAGGGGGUCAACCACAGUUGCUGAGCUCACUUGCUGCAACCCCUUUUAUUGCCAAUGCUAUUCCUGGAGUACAGGGCAUCACAAGUCAGAUAAUAACCAAUCCACAGGGUCAGGUGAUUGGCACUCUACCAUGGUUGCUGAACACUCCAGGAAUCACAGCAGGGGCUGCGGCUGCUGCUGUCACGGCUCCAAGUGUGGUCCAGGCAGUGACACCUCAGCUUCUGCUGAAUGCCCAAGGACAAAUUAUUGCCACUCUGGCUAGCAGUACCAUCCAGCCAACAGCUAUAAGAAAGCAAGCUUCACAGGACAGUCCAGUUAAGACGGAUCAGCAGCCAAUGCAGCAAAUCCAGCCUGCUCCUUCUAUCACACAGCCGUCAGUGGUUGUAGCAAAUCCAACUCCAGCCAAUACAUCAGCAACUCCUCAAGUCCAUGUCAGCUCUUCUGAGCCCCCAACAGUAGGCCAGCUGGUGUCAAAGCCACACUCUGGAGGUUAUGAUGAAGAUGGUAUAAAAUCUAGAAGAGAUACGUGAAUUUGCCAAGGACUUUAAAAUUCGCCGCUUAUCUCUUGGUCUGACUCAGACACAGGUGGGCCAAGCAUUGACUGCCACAGAAGGACCUGCGUAUAGCCAGUCUGCCAUCUGUAGGUUUGAGAAGUUAGAUAUAACACCAAAAAGUGCCCAGAAGUUGAAACCAGUUUUGGAGAAAUGGCUGAAUGAAGCAGAAAUGAGGAACCAAGAAGGACAACAAAAUUUGAUGGAGUUUGUGGGUGGUGAGCCAUCCAAAAAACGUAAGAGGCGUACCUCUUUCACCCCACAGGCUGUGGAAGCCCUAAAUACAUACUUUGAGAAGAAUGCCUUGCCCACUGGACAAGAAAUAACAGAUAUUGCUAAGGAACUCAACUAUGAUCGUGAGGGUGGUGAGGGUGUGGUUCUGCAACCGACGCCAGACUCUGAAAAACACCAGCAAGCUUAAUGUCUUUCAGAUCCCUUAG